UUCGAUACAAAUUUGAUACUACUAUUCAGUAUUCACACAUUUAGAAGUCACGAAAAUAUGUUUGGCAUGUGUACACAUAGUAGUAUUUUAUAUAUGUGUGCUUCUCUAAACGCACUUCAAACUUCUCUCUCUGUGUCUCUGAAAAUUGAGGGAUGUUGAGAAUGGAUAUUAGGAUGAUGAGGAGGAUAGUGAUGAUAUUAGUUAUAGCUCUGAUUCAUGUGAGCAAUGGAGAGUUUCAACGCUUCCAACAACCUACCAAACCUGAUGGAUCCCUCCACGUCUUGGUGCUCGGAGAUUGGGGAAGAAAGGGCCACUACAAUCAAUCUCAACUUGCUCAUCAGAUGGGCGUGACAACAGACAAGAACAAGAUGGAUAUUGAUUUUGUUAUUUCAACUGGUGACAAUUUUUACGACGACGGAUUAAUCGAUGUCAAUGAUCCUGCCUUUCACCAGUCCUUCACUGAUAUAUACACGGCUCCUUCUUUGCAAAAGACGUGGUACAAUGUGUUGGGAAACCAUGACUAUAGAGGCGACGCCUUGGCACAAUUGAGUCCAAUCCUUCAAGCAAGAGACAACAGAUGGUUUUGUAUGAAAUCUUUUAUUCUUGACGCAGAUAUUGUAGAAUUUUUCUUCAUAGACACAACGCCGUUUCAAGACAAAUACUUCACAAAACCAAAAGAUCAUGUCUAUGAUUGGAGAGGUGUCCUUCCUAGAGAGAAAUAUCUUUCAACCCUCAUGCAGGACUUGGAGAGUGCACUAAUACAAUCGAAAGCCAAGUGGAAGAUAGUGAUAGGUCACCACACAAUUAAGAGCGCUAGUGAUCAUGGUAACACUCAAGAGCUUGUGGAUAAGGUUCUUCCCAUUCUUGAGGCAAAUGGAGUUGAUCUCUAUAUAAAUGGACAUGAUCACUGCCUCCAGCACAUAGCUAGUCCUGACAGUCCUCUUCAAUUUUUGACUAGUGGAGGCGGAUCGAAGGCUUGGAGGGGUGUAUAUGAGUGGCCCAACCCUAAGGAGAUGAAAUUUUUCUAUGAUGGUCAAGGUUUCAUGACUCUUGACAUAACUCAUCAUCAAAUAAGUCUCAAUUUCUAUGAUAUUUUUGGUAACAUUUUGCACAAAUGGAGUGUCACACCACAACCAUCCAUCAUCUCCGCUAUCUAGAUUAUUUAUCGGCUUCAGCAUUAUGUUAAGGAAAUUAUUCAUGUAAAAUUAUUAUUUGGAUGGUAUGGUGGCCUAUACCAGUCAUAUUAUUAACUUUUAUGCUCAUCUUUAUUGUUUAUAAUAAAUAUUUUGUACUA
This is a messenger RNA of Salvia splendens (bonfire salvia), 1294 nucleotides long. Its product is annotated as purple acid phosphatase 4-like. The transcript is spliced from 7 exons. The record is from RefSeq and is a predicted model, not a curated record. Bases 153 to 1157 code for a protein of 334 amino acids. Lineage: Eukaryota; Viridiplantae; Streptophyta; Magnoliopsida; Lamiales; Lamiaceae. Gene Ontology annotation, molecular function: acid phosphatase activity.